Messenger RNA from Conger conger (European conger), 1771 nucleotides. RefSeq names its product RAP1 GTPase activating protein-like (gene rap1gapl). The transcript is spliced from 19 exons. NCBI's taxonomy places the organism in Eukaryota, Metazoa, Chordata, Actinopteri, Anguilliformes, Congridae. The record is from RefSeq and is a predicted model, not a curated record. Gene Ontology annotation, biological process: regulation of small GTPase mediated signal transduction; activation of GTPase activity. Gene Ontology annotation, molecular function: GTPase activator activity. The coding region runs from base 1 to 1725 and encodes 574 amino acids. Gene Ontology annotation, cellular component: cytoplasm.
AUGGAGAAAGAGCGAAGGAAUGAGAAAUUCUUUUCCAGGAAGAGAAGUUUCACUUUUGGCGCUUAUGGAGGGGUGGACAGGUUCAUCUGCGAAACCCGACAAGAAUCGAUAGAGCGCAGCAUCCUGGACAUACUUGACUCUCCCACUAAUGAGACCAAAUCUGUCCUCACUGCAGCCACGAAUCAGAGGUCCACAGACCUUUUCGAAAUAAUUGAGAAGCUUCAGGGAAGCCGUUUAGAUGAACAGCGCUGUGCAUUCCCUCCCCCACUGAAGCUUUUAAAGAUAAGCAGCACCCUCCCCUUGAUUCUCCCCCCAAAAUCAGGAGGUUACUGGAUAGAGCCACGCUUUGAAAAGUUUGUUGAGACCAGCCCCACCCCUUCAAUCGCUGGACUUGAAGUAGAGACUUAUGACAUUAUGGAACGAGACAGUGAAGCCAAGAUCUACAGAGAAUGGUUCAGAUCCAAGUAUCAUAACUCAUUCACAGCAGUUGACCCUUCACUAGGACCACUUGUUCUCUCUGUCUGUUUGGAAGAAGAGGAAAAAAGACUGAGAAUCAUACUAAGAAUGAAAGACUGCACUCUGCAUGGAAUAUUCUCUCUCUCUCUCUUCCAACACUUUCCUACUGCUAUUGAACUGGCUAAGAUGUUGUGUGACUCUGUGACCCUGUCCCAAUUUGAGGCUGUCAGUUACCUCAAGGCACCAGAACUCAUCACAGCAUUUGAUGAGCACAGAGUGUCACAUCAUUUCAAGUUUGGUGUUUUAUAUCAGAAAGAGGGACAGCUGACAGAAGAAGAUAUACUUAGUAACAAUGAAGAAAGUGAGGAGUUUCAAGCUUUUCUUUCCAUUUUGGGGGAGACAGUGAAACUACAGGGCUUCACUGGGUUCAGGGGAGGUUUGGAUGUGUGUCAUGGUCAAACAGGAAGUGAUGCAAUUGCCACUUCCUUCCACGGGAGAGAGAUAAUGUUUCAUGUUGCUACCAAACUGCCCUUCACAGAGGGUGACACACAGCAACUGCAGAGAAAAAGGCACAUUGGGAAUGAUAUUGUUGCAUUGGUUUACCAGGAAGGCCCUGUCCCUUUCAUCUGUGACAUCAUCAGCUCUCACUUCCUGCAUUGUUUCAUAAUUGUCAGGCGUAUGCCAAGAAGUAGGGGUGAGGAAGCAAAAGGUGCAACAUUUCAGGUGUCAGUAACAGCAAGAGAAGAUGUGCCUCCAUUUGGUCCUCCCCUCCCAGAUCCACCUAUUUUCACAGAGUGUCCUGGCUUUAGACACUUCCUCCUGACCAAACUGAUCAAUGCAGAGAUUUCCUGCUACAAGGCUGAUCGAUUCAGCCGGCUGGAGCUUCGCACUCGCUCGUCUCUCCUGGAGGGACUGAGAUCCGAACUGUCCUCCCAAUCCCAGUGCAUGCUGGGAGAGCCAGCCCCUCCAGCACUCCCCCUUUCUGACGGGGUUAGGGGCGGGGCGGAAGGAGGUGGUGGGUUCAUUGAAAAUUUCAAGAGAGCAAUCAGGGUGCGCAGCCACUCGUUUGACACCCUGGGGGCACCCAAAAGGACAGGCGGCGGGGGGCCACCACAGAAGCCUCGUGUGUCCCAGGGCACAUUGUCUGCAGGAGAUAAGGAAGGAGAAAGUGAAUCCGCCAACAAGCAGUUGGGACCCAACCUCCAGCUGAAUGGCAGUCCCAGUUGUGGAGAUGGAAAAGGUCAGAGCAGUCCACAAGAGGAUGAGUAGACAACAGUAACACUGUACGUUCAUUGUGCUGUAAAGGCACAGUGCU